AUGGACAAUACAAAUGACUAUUUGCUUAACUUUAAAGGAUAUAAUUUUGAGAAACAUAUUGUGAACACCAAGGAGUUAGAAAAGAUGGAAGAUUUUGAAAUUAGAGAUGAUGACAUCUUCAUAAUCACAUAUCCAAAAUCUGGUACCUUUUGGACUCAGCAGAUCCUCACCUUGAUUUGUUUUGAGGACUACUGGAACAUGACUGGAAACAUCCGCCUUUCCAACAUAACACCAUUCUUUGAGCACAAUAUUCAAAAUAUAUACUUUGCCAAAAUGCCAUCACCUCGAAUCCUUGCUUCCCACCUUCCAUAUUACUUAGUACCAAAUGGUCUCAAGAAGAAAAAGACUAAAACUCUUUAUGUUUACAGAAAUCCCAAAGAUGUUUUGGUCUCAUUUUUUCAUUUUUCAAAUUGGGUGGUUUUCUUAGAAGCUACAGAAACCAUCGAACAUUAUCUGGAAAAAUUUCUAGAUGGAAAUGUUGCAGGAAGCAGUUGGUUUGAUCACAUUAGAGGCUGGUAUGAACACAGACAUGACUUCAACAUAAUGUUCCUGAGCUAUGAAGAUAUGAAGAAGGACCUUAGAAGCUCAGUGCUUAAAAUCUGUAGUUUUCUGGAGAAAGGACUGAGUGAAAACAAUGUGGAUGCUGUGGUGAGACAAGCUACAUUUCAGAACAUGAAAUCUGACCCAUGAGCAAAUUACAAUAAUGUUAUAAAAAAUGAAUGUGGGACAAGAAACAAUGGCUCUUUCCUGUGCAAAGUGCUCCCUGAGUCUUAG
Cricetulus griseus (Chinese hamster) is the source of this 774-nucleotide messenger RNA. The record is from RefSeq and is a predicted model, not a curated record. NCBI's taxonomy places the organism in Eukaryota, Metazoa, Chordata, Mammalia, Rodentia, Cricetidae.